This is a messenger RNA of Tachyglossus aculeatus (Australian echidna), 2628 nucleotides long. It is a transcript of the gene MUSK, whose product is annotated as muscle associated receptor tyrosine kinase. Gene Ontology annotation, cellular component: signaling receptor complex. Gene Ontology annotation, biological process: cell surface receptor protein tyrosine kinase signaling pathway; multicellular organism development; protein phosphorylation. The record is from RefSeq and is a predicted model, not a curated record. NCBI's taxonomy places the organism in Eukaryota, Metazoa, Chordata, Mammalia, Monotremata, Tachyglossidae. The transcript has 16 exons. The coding region runs from base 1 to 2628 and encodes 875 amino acids. Gene Ontology annotation, molecular function: transmembrane receptor protein tyrosine kinase activity; protein binding; ATP binding.
AUGAAAGACCUAAUCAACAUUCCACUUUUACACAUCCUCAUCCUAGCAGCUCUCAGCCUGGCAGAGAAACCUCCACAAGCCCCUGUCAUCACCACUCCUCUUGAAACAAUGGAUGCAUCAGUAGAAGGAACAGCCACUUUCAUCUGUGCCGUGGAUUCCUAUCCACAGCCUGAGAUUGCCUGGACGCGUAACAAGAUUCUCAUCAAGAUGUUUGAUACACGGUAUAGCAUUCGGGAGAAUGGGCAGCUACUGACCAUCCUGAGUGUGGAAGAUAGUGAUGAUGGCGUCUACUGCUGCAUCGCAAAUAAUGGAGUGGGAGAAGCUGCUGAGAGUUGUGGGGCUUUGCAAGUGAAAAUGAAACCUAAAAUAACCCGUCCUCCCAUUAAUGUAAAGAUAACUGAAGGAUUGAAGGUGGUUCUGCCAUGCACGACAAUGGGCAAUCCCAAACCUUCUGUAUCAUGGAUCAAGGGAGAAACUACACUAAAGGAAAAUGCUCGAAUUGCAGUUCUUGAAUCUGGAAAUUUAAGGAUUCACAAUGUUCAAAGGGAAGAUGCGGGACAUUAUCGAUGUUUAGCCAAAAACAGUCUCGGAACAGCAUAUUCCAAACCGGUAAUGCUGGAAGUGGAAGAAGAAAGUGAACCUGAACGAGAUACUAAAGUUUUCGCCAGAAUACUCAGAGCACCUGAAUCCCACAAUGUCACCUUUGGCUCCGUAGUGAAGCUGCGCUGCACUGCUACUGGCAUUCCAGUCCCCACUGUCACAUGGCUUGAAAAUGGAAAUGUUGUUUCCACUGGGUCCAUUCUAGAAAGUGUAAAAGACAGAGUGAUUGACUCCCAACUGCAGCUGUUUAUCACCAGACCGGGACUGUUCACUUGCAUAGCCACUAACAAACAUGGGGAGAAACUCAGCACUGCAAAAGCUGCUGCCACCAUCAGUGUAUCAGAAUGGAGUAAACUAUACAAAGGUGAUACAGGCUACUGCAGCACAUACAAGGGUGAGGUAUGUAGUGCUGUCUUGGUGAAGGAUGCUCUUGUUUUCUUCAACUCCUCCUAUGCUGACUCAGAGAAGAUUCAAGAAAUGCUUGCCCAAGCCGUCUGGAGUGAACUGAAAACAGUGAGUUUACUCUGCCAACAGGCGGCUGAAUCUUUGCUGUGUAACCAUGUCUUCCAGGAGUGCAACCCAACUGCAGUUAUACCAACUCCUAAACCGAUCUGCAGAGAGCACUGCCUGGCUGUAAGGGAUCAAUAUUGCUCCAAUGAUUGGCUUGCAAUGGAAGUAAAGUCAUACAAGGGACUCUAUCAAUCUGGACUACACCAGCUGAUUCUACCAGAAUGCAGCAAACUUCCCAGCAUGCAUGUGGAACCCACGGCCUGCACAAAAAUACCCUAUUUUGAGUAUAGAAAGGAAAACAUAACAACACCUUCACCAGUAACAGCAAAGUCAAGUGUAGAGAUUCCAAAUCUCCCAUCCUCUUCCUCUUCUUUUUCACCCACGUAUUCCAUGACUGUAAUCAUUUCCAUCAUGUCCAGCUUUGCCAUGAUUGGGUUGUUCACCAUCACUACCCUUGUAUGCUGCAGAAGGCGAAAGCAAUGGAAAAACAAGAGGGAAUCAGCAACCCCCACCCUAACCACCCUUCCUUCAGAACUACUGCUGGACAGGCUUCAUCCCAACCCUAUGUACCAGCGAAUGCCACUGCUGCUGAACCCUAAACUACUCAGCUUGGAGUACCCAAGAAACAAUAUUGAAUAUGUGAGAGACAUCGGAGAAGGAGCCUUUGGAAGGGUCUUUCAAGCCAGGGCUCCUGGUUUGCUUUCUUAUGAACCUUUCACUAUGGUGGCAGUCAAGAUGCUCAAAGAAGAAGCCUCAGCAGACAUGCAAGCUGAUUUUCAGAGAGAGGCAGCCCUCAUGGCAGAAUUUGAUGACCCCAACAUUGUCAAACUCCUAGGAGUCUGUGCCGUGGGGAAGCCGAUGUGCCUGCUGUUUGAAUACAUGGCCUAUGGGGAUCUAAACGAGUUUCUCCGCAAUAUGUCUCCUCGCACUGUGUGCAGCCUUAGCCACAGUAACCUGGCCCCGAGGAUGAGAAUCUCCAGCCCAGGCCCACCUCCCCUCUGCUGUGCUGAGCAGCUCUGCAUUGCCAGGCAGGUUGCAGCUGGCAUGGCUUACCUCUCAGAGCGCAAGUUUGUGCACCGCGACUUGGCCACCAGGAACUGUCUGGUCGGGGAGAACAUGGUGGUGAAAAUUGCUGACUUUGGCCUCUCCAGGAACAUCUAUUCGGCAGACUACUACAAAGCCAAUGAGAAUGAUGCCAUCCCCAUUCGCUGGAUGCCCCCAGAGUCUAUUUUCUACAACCGCUAUACAACCGAGUCUGACAUCUGGGCCUAUGGUGUGGUCCUUUGGGAGAUUUUUUCCUAUGGCCUUCAGCCCUACUAUGGGAUGGCUCAUGAGGAAGUCAUCUACUAUGUGAGAGAUGGCAAUAUUCUAUCCUGCCCAGAGAACUGCCCUCUGGAGCUGUACAAUCUGAUGCGCCUCUGUUGGAGCAAGCUACCUGCCGACCGCCCCAGCUUCACCAGCAUCCAUCGCAUCCUGGCGCGCAUGUGUGAGCGGGCGGAGGCAGCGAUGCAUGCCUGA